Molecule: messenger RNA, 3880 nt
Organism: Haemorhous mexicanus (house finch)
Lineage: Eukaryota; Metazoa; Chordata; Aves; Passeriformes; Fringillidae
Gene: ARHGAP36
Product: Rho GTPase activating protein 36
Exons: 11
Coding region: 424-2133 (569 amino acids)
Biological process (GO): signal transduction
Source: RefSeq, a predicted model, not a curated record
AGAGAGAAACUGCGGCUGACACUGGGGGAGCAGCCACUGCUCCUUGGGAAUGGAGGGGGCAGCUGGACUGAGCUUUCCCCAUGAGAUUUCCUGAAAUAAGCACUAGUCCUGUUUUUGAGUUAGUGAGAUUCCUGCUCUGGCAUCCCCUCCAAAGGAGGAUUUUUUUGGGGGCUCUGCCUUUGCCCCCGCUGUGGGCCAGCAUUUCCUUCCUUGUGGGGAGCCUGGUGCCUGUCCAGGCUGAGUGAGCUCUCCUGUCCCAUGAGAUGCACAGGGAUCCCUGAUCCCUGUCCCCUGCAGUGACACCCACACUGCUCUUAUGCCUCUGGCUUGGAGGUGCUGGUCCCCAUCUCAGCUGUCCCCAGGGACAUAAAUCCAUCCCUGGGGUGAGAAGCAGGACAGGUGUUUGGGGUUAAAUCCUGGACAAUGAGCUUUGGCAGUACCAGUGGUGGUGGCGUGUCACAGGGCUCCUCAAGUGGCGCCUGCGGUUUGGCAGAUAAGCAGCAGCUUGUCCAGCCUUCCCCUUCCUGCCUUCCCCUUCCUGCCUUCCCUCUGCUGCUCCCUCUUGUGACUGGGAUUCUUCCUCCUCCUCACCCCCUGGUGGCUGCAUCCCCGCAGGACUCUGCUCAGGCUGGGGAUGUGGCCGUAGGCUCUGCUGGAGUGUGGAGCUUCACCUGCACAAAGAGGUGUGUUUUCCAGAGGACCUUUGGCUCGCCCCUUGUGCCAGGCCCCAGCCCUGGGAUGCAGCCCGUGGCCCUGCAGAGCCUGUCCGAGCUGGAGAGGGCCAGUCUGCAGGAGCUGGCGCUGUUCCAGCUGCAGGAGAGGCUGCCCGUGGGGCAUCUCAAUCUGGACAGAGAUGGCCCCAGAGGCAUUAAAUCCAUCCGGCAGAAGUUGGAGAGCUUCUCGAAGGACAGGAAAGACUGCUCUGCCCACACCUUCGGGGUGCCGCUCCCCCAGGUCAUCGCCAACGACCGCGCCUGCCGGCAGCUGCAGGAGGCCAUGGGCAGGAGCCGGCGGCUCUGCCUGGAGGUGGAGGCCACGGUGACGAGGUUCCGGGCCCAGAGGCACAAGAGGCUGGGAAUGGGCACCAGCUGUAUCCGGGCACCCGACGGGGGCUGCCCAGAGGAGCUGCUUUCCCCAGCUCUUGUGGAGAAGAGCUCCUGGAGCCAGCGGAGGGGGGCCAUGUCCGUGGAUUCCAUCACGGACCUGAGUGACAACACAUCUGAGCUGCUGGAGGCCCUGCAGCUCUCACACCCCCAUGAGCUGGACCCUCGCAGGAGCCGGGGCAAGAAGAAGCCGCUGAGCCUGAACCCCAUCACCUGGCAGGUGCCACGGAUUGUGGACAGGUGCUGCACUCACCUUGAGACACACGGGCUCCAAACUGUUGGCAUCUUCCGUGUCGGGAGCUCCAAGAAAAGAGUCCAGCAGCUGAGGGAAGAGUUUGACCGAGGGCUGGAUGUUUUCUUGGAUGAGCAUCAAAGUGUUCAUGAUGUGGCUGCCCUGCUGAAAGAGUUUUUCCGGGAUAUGCCCAAUUCCCUGAUUCCCAGAGAGCUCUAUGGAGCCUUCCUCAGCACAGCCAGCCUGGAGGGGCAGGCCCAGCUGGACACGCUGCAGCUGCUGCUGUUCCUGCUGCCCCCGUGCCACAGUGACACCCUGCUGCGGCUCCUGCGCUUCCUGGCCGAGGUGGCCCGGCACGCCGAGAGCUCCUGGGACCCCCAGGGCCGCCAGAUCCCUGGGAAUAAAAUGACAGUGUCAAACCUGGCUACAGUCUUUGGUCCCAACAUCCUGCAGAAGGAGAAGCCUGGAGAGAAAGAUGUCGGUGCCCUGAACUUUGAGGACAGUGCUGCCAUAAUCCUGGUGCUCCAGAGGCUGAUUGAGCACCACCACUCCCUGUUCAUGGUGUCUCCAGAGAUGCAGUGUGACGUGCUGAGGAGGCUGUUCCAGACAGACCCCGAUGUCAUCGAGUACCUGCUGCGCAGGAAGUUCCCUGAUGUGCCGAGCCCAGAGCGUGAGGAUCCCAGGGAGGAGCUCGCUCCGUCCGCACUGCCUGGCUGGACACACAGCCUGGAGCAAGGCUCGGUCUCCUCGGAGCUGUACAGCAACGUCUCCUUCCUAAACCUGGAUGUUGGCAUCUAGCGAGCCCUGGCCAGGCUCUCUGGACAAAACCAGGCAGCUUUUUCCACAAAACCCAGCCCUUGCCUCACUUUGGGAGCAGCCCCUGUGCCUGUGCCCUGGGGGCAGAGCUGUACUCGGGGGUCUUCUGCCAGGCUGGCACCUCCCUGCGGGUCCAACCGCUGCCACGUCCUCAGCACAGCCCUGCCCUGCACCUCCUCCUCACAGCACCCUGGGCAAUGGAUGGCCAUCUCUAGACCUGGGGGCACUCUUGGGAGAACAGGCUGAGGAAGCUGGGACUGCUCAGCCUGGAGAAGAGAUGGCUCAGAGGGACCUUAUCCAUGUAUCCAAAUGCUUUUGUAAGGGCCUGGAGGGACAGGACAAGGAGAAUGGCUUCCCAUUGCCAGAGGGAGAAAUUGGGAUAUUCAUGGGAUAUUCAGAGAAAUUCUUCCCUGUGAGGGCGGUGAGGCCCUGGCACAGGCAGGGACACCUUCCACUGCACCAGGCUGCUCCAAACCCCAUCCAGCCUGGCCUUCUGGCCUUGAACUUUUCCAGGGAUGGGGCAGCCACAGCAGGGCACUUUUAGGGACAAAAGAGUACUUCUGCAAACAGUAUUCCAUACUCCACCACAGCCUGCACCCAGUCCUGGUCUGAAGGCACCCAGACCUUCUCAGGUGCCCUGCUCAGGGCUGGGCUCUUUUUUUGCAAAGGUCCUUUCCCUACAGAUAGAACAGUUGGGAUGGGUGGGGAAGCAUUUCCCACAGGAGCCUGUGCUGUGAGAUAGCUGGUGAGACCCCCUAGGAGCUGAUAAGCUCCAGAGGGCAGCAGAGCUGUUGUGUCUGGAGGAGCAGAUAAAUUUGGGACACCAUGAGGCAGUGAAAGGUUCCAGAGGCCAUGGGAACACUCGAAUGUCAGCUGUGAAACCAACAUUGUGUCCAGCCACUGCUUUGGGUGGGAUUGCACCUGCUGCAAGAGCAGCCCCCAGCCUUUCAAAUUCCUUCCUAGGGUGGUAAAACACUGGCACAGGUCAUCCAGAGCAGCUGUGGCUGCCCCCUGGAUCCCUGGAAGUGUCCAAGGCCAGGUUGGAUGUGGCUUGGAGCAGCCUGGGAUAGGGAAAGGUGUCCUUGCCCAUGGCAGGGGGUGGAGUGGGAUGGACUUUAAGGUCCCUUCCCACCCAAGCCAUUCUGUUAUUCCAUGAUUCUAGGAUGGAACAGGGAUGCUGACACGGGAGGCAGCUCUUUGCAGGAAAAGUCCUGCUGGAUUUCACUUUCCCAGCACCAUAACGGGGGCAGGGGGGCACGGGGAGCUCACCGGGAAGCACCAGCUUUCUCUGACUACUAGAGAGCCAUCAAAGCCGCCGGUAGGGUGUUUAUCCCUGGCAGUGUUGAUGCGAUAUUGCUGGAAACUCCGCUUGAGGGCAGCCCGGCACCGGCCCGGCCCCGGCCCCAUGCGGCUGCACGGAGCCUCUGCCGGAGCGCACGGGGCUGGCCCGGCGCUGCUCCAUUCCAGCCUCACGAAAUAAAACCCCUCCCCAGCCAGUGCACGUCUCAUUCAUGGAGCCUUGGCGUUGCUCUGGAGGGGCUGGCUGGCUUUUGCUCCAGGUUCUGUUUUCAGGGGCUCUUUGUCCCUGCAAGCCUUGGGGGUCACCUCAGAAAUGAUAGGGAAGGUUCUGCCUUGAUCCUUCCUGAUCCCCAGUGCUGGCACAGGAGGGGUUGCUGCUGUUGGGGGUCUCUUCUUGAGGCAGGGUGUUUGCUUUUGGGGCAGUGGGGAA